Bombina bombina (fire-bellied toad) is the source of this 2632-nucleotide messenger RNA. It is a transcript of the gene U2AF1L4, whose product is annotated as U2 small nuclear RNA auxiliary factor 1 like 4. The record is from RefSeq and is a predicted model, not a curated record. Gene Ontology annotation, biological process: mRNA splicing, via spliceosome. Gene Ontology annotation, cellular component: U2AF complex; spliceosomal complex. Gene Ontology annotation, molecular function: pre-mRNA 3'-splice site binding; metal ion binding. Bases 46 to 750 code for a protein of 234 amino acids. Lineage: Eukaryota; Metazoa; Chordata; Amphibia; Anura; Bombinatoridae. The transcript has 8 exons.
AGUAGUGUUCGGACAGGAAGCACAAAGAGUUCUGAGACUGGGAACAUGGCCGAGUAUCUCGCCUCGAUUUUCGGAACCGAGAAGGACAAGGUUAACUGCUCCUUCUAUUUCAAGAUUGGAGCUUGUCGUCAUGGAGACAGAUGCUCUCGACUUCACAACAAACCUACCUUCAGUCAGACAAUUGUGUUGUUGAACCUGUAUCGCAAUCCUCAGAACACGGCUCAGAGUGCAGACGGCUCUCACAUUUUCUCAUCUCUUUCAGGCCACGUGAGUGACGUACAGGUGCAGGAGCAUUAUGACGACUUCUUUGAGGAGGUUUUUACUGAAGUGGAACAAAAGUAUGGUGAGAUCGAAGAGAUGAACAUCUGUGAUAACCUCGGUGACCAUCUGGUUGGGAACGUCUAUGUCAAGUUUCGAAGGGAGGAAGAUGCAGAACGUGCUCUUGCAGAGCUGAACAAUCGCUGGUUUAACGGCCAGGCCAUACAUGCAGAGCUGUCUCCAGUCACAGAUUUCAGGGAGUCCUGUUGUCGUCAGUAUGAAAUGGGAGAGUGCACCCGUGGCGGAUUCUGCAAUUUUAUGCACUUGAAGCCCAUCAGCAGUGCUCUGCGACGACAGCUGUACGGACAAGGACGCAGAAAUCGAUUGGACGGCUCUAAAGCACCAUCCCCCAGACGCUUCUCAGACAAAAAUCGUGAUCGAGAUAGACGCCGGCGAUCCCGCUCCCCCAGACAAAGACACGGUCGUUUCUAAGGAUGGGUCUAGUGUGUGUGAGCGUUGGGAGGUGGUGAGAGCUACGAUGAGCACAUGACUAGAGACGGCAUCACCAGACCAGCUCACUACCAUAUCCCUGCUGUAUUCACAGCCCCCUCUCUGACAACCGGAAUAAAAAAUGGCAGCAUCCACCCACUGGGUGCUAUAACAAAAUGUACUGAAAACACCGGCAGUGCCAGCAUAACGCUUCUGUAGGUGAUCACAAAAAAGCAACUUUUUUUUUUUUCCUUUUUCUUCUUUAGCGAAAUGCAGUUUUGGCACUUUGGUUCUACAGCCAUGUGCUGCUCUCUGUGCCCUCUUCUAUAUUUUUUUUUGUUUGUUUUAAAGACAUCUCAGCCUGGUUGCAUUUUUACUAAACUUUGUGGCUGGAGCAGUCUGCAGAGCAUUGCACAUUCUUUGUUGUAUUUAGGGAGUGUGCAGCAGGCCUGACACUGUAUCAGCUGCGCAGGCCCAUAUUGUAACUGAACCAAGAAUGUUACUGUAGGUUGCUAGGGUAUGUAAGCAGGGUGACUUGUAUAUAGCAGGAAAGGGACGUUGCCUAUUAAUUUGAAAGUCUGAAUAUCUACUGUUUUGGUUUUCCAGGAGCAUAACUGUGAUUACAAAUUAAAUGGGGUUGGAAAGUGUAAGUGCUUUAGUAUUAAAAUAAAAUUAAAAAAAAAAAAACAGCACACACAACACUCUCUGGAAGACUGUUCCUUUAAAAAUCCUCCAUCUCUGUUGAUAUAAUUUUUUAUUGUUGUUUUUAGUGUCAUUUUGUAGGAUAUUAAACAUUUCAAGGGACCAACAUUAUCUGACAUGUUUAAAUAACUCACCCUUGUGAUCGCCACUUAGCACCCAAAGACUGUUUCUGGUUGAGUAGAGCCAGCACCAUUUUUAUUUUUAGCCAGUAGAUUCACUAACUGCUAUUCCAAUUCAUUUGUAAAUCUGAGGAUUAGAGUUAAAAGAGAAGUGGAGAGGCAGUUAUUGAUUAAACUAAGUUUGCCCUUUGAGGACCGUAUGAUGCAGCCCUUCCUUGCAAGACUCUGUCCUGAAAUCAAGAGCGUAUUGUAUUUGUAUCGAUUUCACCCAGUAAUGUGCAGCUUUCACAACGGCUAUUACUCUUUUAGUCUGUUAUUACUUUCCUAAAGUGUGUUAUGAAAUGGCUGCCCCAUGGGUUGCAGGUCAUCUUCUUUUAUAUUAAUUUAAGAUUCAAUAAACAUUUUUUUUUCUUAUUUGUGCCUAGUUCCAAACAGGGUUGUCCUUCAGAACUAGAUGCAGUAAAAAGUGUGUAACAGCAUCUGAAAGUCAGCAUCUCAUUCAUCAUCCCUUGUGUUUGGUGAUGGUUUCCUACCUCAUAUCACUUUUAAAAUGUUUCUAGCGCUUUCUAAAUGGCUUGCACAAUGUGCCCAGAGUUGUGGCUAAUUUAUAUAUAACCAUUGUAAACCAUGUUAAUUAAUAGUGCAGCAAACAUCUUUUUUAUUUUUGAGAGCUGGUGUAAUAGCCUGCGUUCCAGACUGACUUAUCGUGUAAUAGCCCGCUUCCCAAACUGGCUGAUCUCUGUUCUUUUGACAGACUUGUAUUUUAGCCAAUCGGUACUGACUCAUGAAUGACUCCACGGGAGUGAGCACAAUGUGUAACAGCCGUGUCCAGACUUACUGACUUUUCAUUUAAUCGCCCAAUUCCCUGACUGACUUAUCCCCCAACCAUGGCUCUAGAAAAGACAUAUUGGGAGGGGGGCAGUGUGAUACCUCUAAAAGUAUGGAAGACAUUGUCUAAUAUUUUUUUCUUUAAAGCAAUAUUAGUCAAGACUUCUUUUUUUUCUUCUUUUUUUUUUACCAAACUCUAGUUUCCGUACUGAAUAAACAGUUUUGUCACACUUGCA